Messenger RNA from Trichoderma harzianum CBS 226.95, 1360 nucleotides. RefSeq lists its product as hypothetical. The record is from RefSeq and is a predicted model, not a curated record. The transcript has 2 exons. The coding region runs from base 233 to 1252 and encodes 339 amino acids. Lineage: Eukaryota; Fungi; Ascomycota; Sordariomycetes; Hypocreales; Hypocreaceae.
CGGCGAUAUGCACAGGGUGCGAGGGCAUUCAAAAGCUGGAAAUUCGUGAUUAGUUUCAUCUUUGUCGGUAUCGGUGUCCUUUGGGUGAUACAUGGCUGCGACGGUUACACCCAAACACAACGGGACAAUUCAGUGACGAAACCCGGAAGUGAUUCUGCCGUCGGGUAUUAAUUGGCAACUUAGAUUCGUCAACAACGUACGGCUCAAGUCGAUAAUAGAUAGAAAGGGCGAAAUGACUGCCGAGGCAAAGAUUCCCGCCUCUUUGGAGGAAGAAACCGCCAUUCGAAGGCUUGACGAAAGGACGUUUGCUGCCAAUCUCUCGCCCAGUUUCUGCAUAGGCGCUGUCCCCAAUGGCGGCUACGUUGCCUCCGUCUUCCUGCGUGUAGCAAAAGAAUAUCUCGCACACAAGAACCUAACAGACACAAUCACCGCCCACUGGGAAUUUCUCAACCGCACCAUCUCCGGCCCGGCUGUUCUCGUCGUCGAGGAAGUAAAGCCCGGCCGCUCCAUCUCGGUGCUGCACAUCACGCUCUACCAGGGCAAUUUACUAUCCCAAGCGCCAUGGAUCUCGACGGGCUCGCAAUCCGGAACGCCAAAGUCGGAGAGAGUCGUCGCCGCGUAUCUGACAAACAGGAGCAUCGCCGCGGAGAACGGCAUCAGCCUGCCCACGGGAUGGUCGCUGCAGCCGAAGUUGCCGCCGCCGGCUGACUUUGACAAGAUGCUCGCCAACAAGGAUCCAGAAUGGGGAGCUCUGGAUCUCGUGAUUCAGCGGAGAGUUACGGCCGUGCAGCAGCUUCGCUUCUUUUACAAUCGCGCCGCUUUUGCGAAAUCCGGGACCGACUCCUCGUUUGACUUGUGGAUGUGUACCAGCAACGGCGAGCCAUUGAAGGCUACAUCCCUAGGAUUCGUCGUCGACUGCACGGCGGCUUUCAUCCCCGAGCUACACCGUCCUCGAUCCAAAGACGAUCCUCCUGUUGCGGGAGGCGAGUUCACGCGCAAGACUGCGUUGUGGUAUCCUACGUUGGCUAUGAACCUGGAGGUGAAGAAGGCGUUGCCGGCGGAGGGCGAGCGGUGGCUCUUUGUGCGGACGUCGGCUAAGCAGAUUUACAACGGUCGGUUUGAUGUUGAAGUUAUUGUCUUUGAUAGAGCAGGCGAUUUGGUUGCUUUGAGUCAUCAUGUUGCCAUGGUGGUCAACUCUGAGAAGAAUACAGCCAAGAGGGCUCCGUUGGCUGGAAUUACAUACAAGAUGUGAAGAGCGCGGGCAUAUUAUGUUGGUAAUUUUUUAUUGUUUAAUGACCUUUUUUGUACAGAAGACAUGGUACAUUCUAUCUUAGAAGUGGAAUUCAAUACAGAACAUGAC